Messenger RNA from Limanda limanda (common dab), 827 nucleotides. It is a transcript of the gene nip7, whose product is annotated as NIP7 nucleolar pre-rRNA processing protein. The record is from RefSeq and is a predicted model, not a curated record. The transcript has 5 exons. Gene Ontology annotation, cellular component: nucleolus; nucleus; preribosome, large subunit precursor. Lineage: Eukaryota; Metazoa; Chordata; Actinopteri; Pleuronectiformes; Pleuronectidae. Bases 84 to 626 code for a protein of 180 amino acids. Gene Ontology annotation, biological process: ribosome assembly; ribosomal large subunit biogenesis. Gene Ontology annotation, molecular function: RNA binding.
ACUGCUUCCGUGUUGACCCACGUUCCACGCUGCUUAGAGAUCCAGAUACUCACCGAGAGAAACGUGGGGUUUGCUAAGUCAAGAUGAGGCCGCUAACAGACGAGGAGACGAAAACCAUGUUCGAGAAGCUGUCGAAGUACAUCGGUGAGAACAUCAAGCUGCUGGUGGACCGACCGGACGGCUCCUACUGUUUCCGACUGCACAACGACCGGGUCUACUACAUGAGUGAGAAGAUUCUGAAGUUGGCAACCAACAUCUCCAGGGACAAGCUCGUGUCAGUGGGAACCUGUUUUGGAAAGUUCACAAAGACCAGCAAGUUCCGGCUGCACAUCACUGCUCUGGAUUACCUGGCUCCCUAUGCAAAGUUCAAGGUGUGGGUGAAGCCUGGAGCGGAGCAGUCCUUCCUCUACGGGAACCAUGUGCUAAAAUCCGGACUUGGGAGAAUCACUGAGAACACUGUGCAGUAUCAGGGCGUUGUCGUCUACUCCAUGGCCGACGUGCCUCUGGGUUUCGGAGUCGCUGCUAAAUCAACACAGGAGUGCCGGCGAGUGGACCCAAUGUCCAUUGUCGUGUUCCACCAGACUGAUGUGGGAGAGUUCAUCAGGAAUGAAGAUACAUUAACCUAAACAUGCACAGUAGUCAAACCUUCCUUUUCCAGUAACACUCACAUGUUCGGACAUUCUAGGGAUAGAAACAAACACCUGUAUCGAAUAAACGUGUGAUACCAGCUAACCUGCAAUCUACAUGAUCCCUCUGCUUAAUUGUGAAAAUUAAGCAGAAUGCUUUUGUAAAUGUCAUCUUUCCAAUAAAUCCAUUAUGUCUUUGUA